AUGUCUCGCCGCUUAUCCAUCUUCGGGAGACUGGGUCGCCGAACCUCAUCGGCGACGGAAAGCACUGCAAUCAGCAAUGAGACCGACGGACAAGAAAGCGAUGGCAACCUCGCACCGCCCCCAGCCUACACCACCGUAGACGAGUCGGCCACGGCGAACUUGACAGCGGCCUUUGAUCAACUAAGCCUUUCCAACGCGGCUUCCGAUCCAACUGUCGAUACCUGUCUUGCCCAUUUGAAGCUGUUGUUCGCCAUCCAGUCCAUGAAGGAAGAGGUCGGCUAUACAGAUGGCCUUUGGGGACUGUGGGACUCCCUUGCCGGGCCUCUCAACCACCUUGAACACACAUAUGCCGAUAAGAAGAAAACCCCUUCUGAUUCCAAGAAGCCCCUUGACAAGAACCUACUGGAAGACGCCGACAACGCUGCCAAGAAGACACUCGAGAAUCUCAGCAAGAUCCGCGAGAAGCGAUGGGCCUUGUUCCUCGCGAGAGCUACCCAGAGAUACGAGGCGUGGUGGAAAUCGCUGCCUGGCAGUCAGCCAUUGACGGAAAAGGACAUGGAGGAAGAUACAUCCUUUGGAUACCAGACAUUUCCUACGGAUGACAGUGCUACUUUUGAUUGGAGCGAGGACAAGCUACCUCCUCUUGACGUAUUGAUGGUCUGGCAUACCCACAUGCUCAACCCCCGAGCCUUCCUUGAAGAUGCCAUGCUAGCUGGCUUGAGAGGCUUCUGGAAUAGAGGACUUCCGUGGCAUUUGGUCAACGCGGCCAUCGACUCCGACUUCAGCUACAAUGUAACGGAUCAGUGCAAGGCUCGAUGGACGAAGCAGACCGGCCUCUCUUGGGACAAUCAAUCCGAUCCACUGGUCAAAGAAUUGCAAUGCCCCAAAUGCAACACCAAAUUGUCAAUUCCCUGGACAACAUGCUCUCGGCCUGAAAACUUCCAUAAUCAAGCUGAACCACUGGACCUUACCGGCACUGGCUAUGGUGACGGCAACCUUCUACACACAUGCAAAGGCUGUGAUAUUACUAUCUGUAAGGAACUCCUUUGUGCUUUCAAGUUUGUCAAAGACGUCGAGGCCCUGCUGGGGCCUGCAAACCGGCCAAUUCCAGGAACCGUACUGGAACCUACAAACGGGAGACCCGCGAUAGUGCCGCCUGAGCCUGAAAGUCCGAACCCUACCAUGCAAGACAUUCGUGUCGAAAUCGAAGCCAUUCUUGGGAACAGCACAUGGCUGAGGGAGAUCAACAAUUACUCGAAUCCCAGGAGCGCUGCAUACAAGGUUGGCCGUGCCAGUAAGCUCAGCAUACGAAAAAUGAUGGGUCAUUAUUGGGAGAACUUCAGCCCCUUUGCACUCGAUCUGGCUGGCGCCGUUGUGCGCCAGGGCAUCUUUAUUGAAAAGAUGUACAAGAUCGACUGGCUUCACAGUCCGUCGGCAACCGACACCAUGAAGCGUCUUCUGCUCAAAUAUUCCCGUUUCUUCACCAUAAUGCAGAAGAAUCCAACCAAAAUGGCAGUCCCUACCCUGGAUAUCGAUCUCGCUUGGCACACGCAUCAGUUGAGCCCGAGCAAAUACUACGAGUACAGUAUCAAGACAACCGACAAGUUCAUCGAUCAUGACGACAAGGUUGAGGAAGGGAGAUUGAGUGAGCAAUUUGAAUGGACCAGCAAGGAGUACCAGGAUACAUAUGGAGAGGUGUACAGCGAGUGCACUUGUUGGUACUGCGAAUUGCUGGGUGUUUCCAAGUCAGAGAAAAUUGCCGAAGCUUUCCACGCCUCCGAAAAAGCCAAGCUCUGCCCACCCGACAAGUCUGCCCACAUUUCUUCUCACAACGCCGUGAUGCUACACGUCGAUCCUUCACAGCCUAAUCUAACCAUUCAGAACCGUGUGCGCAUUCAACUCGCUGCCCUUCACCAGAAGAGACUGGACGACGCAUACGCCAAAGCCAAGAAACGUGCCGAGAAGAAGGGCAGAACUAUGCCGCCUCGGGAUGCUGCGUACUAUGACCACUGGGGAUACCCGUACUACAUGGCUGGGCCCUACAUGUACCCCAUUUGGUUUACCCCGGGCCUCUACUACGGUUGGGAUCCGGGAUCUAUUGCCGGCUGUGGGACCGGAGCCAAUGGGGCUUGUGCUGCGGGCACAUGCGGAGGAGGCGUUGCUGCGGGUGGUUGUGGUGGUGCCGGGGGAUGUGGUGGGGGAUGCGGCGGUGGUGCUAGCGGUAGUGCCUGCGGCGGCGGCGGCGGCGGGUGCGGAGGGGGUGGUGGAUGCGGAGGAGGAGGGGGAGGAGGAGGAGGAGGAGGCUAUACUAACAUCUGUGGUACAAAGGCGGAUGAUGCUAGGAUUCCUUAUGUCCAGGGCUUAUAA
Messenger RNA from Neurospora tetrasperma FGSC 2508, 2367 nucleotides. RefSeq lists its product as uncharacterized. The transcript is spliced from 8 exons. Bases 1 to 2367 code for a protein of 788 amino acids. Lineage: Eukaryota; Fungi; Ascomycota; Sordariomycetes; Sordariales; Sordariaceae. The record is from RefSeq and is a predicted model, not a curated record.